AUGUCUGGCGACCUCGAACCCACCACGCAGGUGUACUACACCCACCUCCCGGCCCCCUUCCCCGCGUCUCCCGCAUUCAACUUCCAGCUCACACGCAUGAAGGACACGCUCUUCGUCUGGGUCGGCACAGGUGCUCCCGGCAGCGAUGACGCAGAUGACGACGGGCCAGACGGUCCUCAGGCAAGGGAAGAGGGCGAAGGCAACCGCCUUGCCAGCGAGUGGGCUGUCGCUAUGCCAAGUGCUGGAAACAUCCCGGCGACGGCCACCCCGAUCUUUCGCUCUGGCGCGACGGACACGGCGCUGCCUAUGGCGCAGAGGCUAGCCAAGCGCUUCCCCCCAAACCAGAUCCACCUGUCCCUCUCCCUCCCGUCAAACCUCACUGCCCCAGCGGGACCCAGCCUCGACCCAUACGCGAGCAAGGCGCUGUUGGCCAUGGAGAAGAAGCUUGGCGUGUGGCUCGCCGAGGUGCUCGCUGCCGAGGCCGCGGGGAAGCAGUAG
Apiotrichum porosum is the source of this 498-nucleotide messenger RNA. RefSeq lists its product as uncharacterized. The record is from RefSeq and is a predicted model, not a curated record. The transcript has 3 exons. Gene Ontology annotation, biological process: proteasome assembly. NCBI's taxonomy places the organism in Eukaryota, Fungi, Basidiomycota, Tremellomycetes, Trichosporonales, Trichosporonaceae. Bases 1 to 498 code for a protein of 165 amino acids.